UGUGGCCGACAAUGAAAUUAUUUCACAUUUAAGACAAACUGGAUCACAGGCAGCAGACGCAGGGAAUCUCUCAGACAAUCAACAAACCUUUACACAGGACAUCCAUGCAGUGCUGAGAGAGAUGAGCGCCUCAUUGGCUGGACUGAAGGUGGAGAUGAGGUACCUACAGAGAGAUUAUGAAGCUAAAACGAGAGAACUGGAGCUGCAGAAAGAUGAAUUAGACAAGCUGAAACAACAGUACCAAGCUCAGGCAGGAGAGCUGAGCAGUGUUAAAGCCCUGGCAAACAUCACUGAAGAUCAAGUGGAGUCUCUGAGAAGAGAAGGAGAAGUUAAUACGAAGGAACUGGAGGUGCAGAAGAAAGAGUUCGACAAGCUGAAAGAACAACACCAAGCUCAUGCAGAGGAACUGCUGAGAGUUCAAACCAGGGCAAACGUCACUGAAAAGCAGGUGGAGGCUCUGAGGAGAGAAGGAGAAGUGAAAAAAGUGGCUUUCUCAGCUUCCUUGAUGGCUUCAGGCAACCAAGGAGAAACUGGACCAUUCAACACACACACACCGUUGGUCUUCAGACAUGUUGUUUCAAACAUUGGAAAUGCCUACAACCCAAAUACAGGUUUUUUCACAGCUCCAGUCAAAGGAGCCUACCACUUUGAGUUCUAUAUCUAUGGACAUGGACACUGCUUCAUAUCCUGCAGCUGCUGUGUUGACCAGGAACGGAGAGCAUAUUUUUAUUGCAUAUGA
Molecule: messenger RNA, 739 nt
Organism: Xiphophorus hellerii (green swordtail)
Lineage: Eukaryota; Metazoa; Chordata; Actinopteri; Cyprinodontiformes; Poeciliidae
Exons: 7
Coding region: 122-739 (205 amino acids)
Molecular function (GO): protein binding
Source: RefSeq, a predicted model, not a curated record